Messenger RNA from Elephantulus edwardii (Cape elephant shrew), 2060 nucleotides. It is a transcript of the gene RNPEP, whose product is annotated as arginyl aminopeptidase (aminopeptidase B). Lineage: Eukaryota; Metazoa; Chordata; Mammalia; Macroscelidea; Macroscelididae. Gene Ontology annotation, molecular function: metalloaminopeptidase activity; zinc ion binding. The transcript has 11 exons. Gene Ontology annotation, biological process: proteolysis. The coding region runs from base 1 to 1935 and encodes 644 amino acids. The record is from RefSeq and is a predicted model, not a curated record.
AUGGCGAGUGGUGGACCUUCGCGCCGGCGGCCGCUGCAUUCAGCUCAGGCCCUGGAUGUGGCCUCAGGAUCCAGCUUCCGUGCCUUCGAGAUGCUGCAUUUACACUUGAACCUGCGGGCCGAGUUUGGCCCCCCGGGCCCGGGCCCAGGAAGCCGGGGUCUUAGCGGCUCCGCGGGCCUGGAGCUGCGGUGCCUGGAGGAGGGCAGCCCCGAGCUGCUGCUGGACUCGCACCCCUGCCUGGAGGUGACGGCGGCGGCGCUGCGCUGGCUCCGGCCGGACGGGGAGGACCUGCCCCUGGAGCCUGUGUCCUUCUCCAUUCGGCCCUUUUCCCAUUACGGCCAGGUCUUGUGCGUGGCGCUGCCACAGCCUUGCCGAAUUGGUGACCGCUUCCUGGUGCAGUUCACCUACCGCGUCGCAAAGGGACCCGGGGUGUGCUGGUUGACUCCCGAGCAGACAGCAGGAAAGAAGAAGCCCUUUGUCUAUACCCAAGGUCAAGCCGUGCUAAACCGGGCCUUCUUCCCUUGCUUCGACACUCCUGCAGUGAAAUACAAAUAUUCAGCCCUCAUUGAGGUCCCAGAUGGCUUCACAGCUGUGAUGAGUGCUAACACCUGGGAGAAGAGAGGUCCAAAUAAGUUCUUCUUCCAGAUGUGUCACCCCAUCCCCUCCUAUCUGAUAGCUUUGGCCAUUGGAGAUCUGGUUUCGGCCGAAGUUGGACCCAGGAGCCGUGUGUGGGCUGAGCCCUGCCUGAUUGACGCCGCCAAGAAGGAGUACAAUGGGGUGAUAGAAGAGUUUUUGGCCACAGGAGAGAAGCUUUUUGGACCCUACGUGUGGGGAAGGUAUGACGUGCUCUUUAUGCCGCCCUCCUUUCCGUUUGGAGGCAUGGAAAACCCUUGUCUGACCUUUGUCACCCCGUGCCUGCUAGCAGGGGACCGCUCUCUGGCUGAUGUCAUCAUCCAUGAGAUCUCCCACAGCUGGUUUGGGAACCUGGUUACCAACGCCAACUGGGGCGAAUUCUGGCUCAAUGAAGGCUUCACCAUGUAUGCCCAGAGGAGGAUCUCCACCAUCCUCUUCGGGGCUGCUUAUACUUGCUUGGAGGCUGCUACCGGAAGGGCACUGCUUCGGCAGCACAUGGACAUCACGGGCGAGGAUCACCCCCUCAACAAGCUCCGAGUGAAGAUUGAGCCAGGUGUUGACCCAGAUGACACGUACAACGAAACCCCCUAUGAGAAAGGCUUCUGUUUCGUCUCCUACCUGGCCCACUUGGUGGGCGAUCAGGAUCGGUUUGACAAUUUUCUCAAGGCCUAUGUUGAUGAGUUUAAAUUCCAAAGUAUCUUAGCUGACGACUUUCUGGAAUUCUACUUGGACUAUUUCCCUGAGCUGAAGGAAAACAAAGUGGACUGCCUUCCAGGUUUCGAGUUUGACCGAUGGCUGAAUACUCCUGGCUGGCCCCCCUACCUCCCUGAUCUCUCUCCUGGGGACUCACUCAUGAAGCCCGCCGAGGAGCUGGCCCAGCUCUGGGUGACUGAGGAACCAGACAUGAAGGCCAUUGACGCCGUGGUUAUUUCUGCCUGGAAGACCUACCAGCUGGUCUACUUCCUAGAUAAGAUCCUCCAGAAGUCCCCUCUCCCUCCUGGGAAUGUGAAAAAACUUGGAGAGGCAUACCCCAACAUCUCAGAUGCCCGCAAUGCAGAGCUGAGGCUGCGAUGGGGUCAAAUUGUCCUUAAGAAUGACCACCAGGAGGAUUUCUGGAAAGUGAAAGAGUUCCUGCAGAGCCAGGGCAAACAGAAGUACACCCUUCCACUCUACCACGCGAUGGUGGGCGGCAGCCAGGUCGCCCAGGAGCUCGCCAAGGAGACCUUCGCCUUGACGGCCAACCAGCUCCACAGCAAUGUGGUCAACUACAUCCAGCAGAUCCUGGCAUCCAAGGGCAGUUAGAAGCUCAGAGCGUGCCCCUGACCUCUUCAGUCUUCCUUUCAGACGAUUGCUUUGUUCCUAACUUAAAGUUCUCCAGCUUCCUGAAGUUUGUAUCUCCUCAGGAUAAUCUCUUCUCAGAGUUUAGG